ACGAAACUGAAGCUUUUCGGAUCUUACGAAGUACUAGUUCCUAAACUGUAAAACCACACUAAAAUCAAUUUCGUCGGGUGCUCUCUCAUCUAGCGCACUUACACUCUCUCUCUCCUCCUAUCUCCGGCGAACCAUACAUAAUUAGGGUUAGGGUUUCUAACCUUCACCAAACUCUCCAAUGAUGGAAAGACAUCGAGGUGACCGUGAUCGUGACCGCGAUGAAGACCGAGAUUACCGUGACCGUAACAACCGUGACCGCAAUUUCAAUCUCCAGCAACGUCGACCUUCUCGAUUCUCCGAUGCUCCUCCGCUCGACGACCACCGUAGUCCUUCAAAUCAGCGCGGCGGCUUCUCCGAAAGCCGCCGCGCUUUCGAUAGCCCGCCGAACCAACCUCAUCUUAGCAAUAGCGGGGGUUUUCAUCCUCCUCCUGGUGGUGGGCCCCCUGGAGGGUUUUGGCCCAUGGGAGGUGAACUUGGAGGCCCACCUGGAGGGUUUGGGAAUGAUUUCCCCGGCCCACCUCGGCCUAUGCCACCUCCACCAUCUCUUUCUGGGCAGAAACGAGGGUUUCGUGCCGGUUCACCAGAGCAUUUUGAAGGGAAGAGCUUUGUUAAGCUUUUUGUGGGAUCUGUACCCCGAACAGUAACUGAAGAAGAGAUUCGACCAUUAUUUGAAGAGCAAGGAAAGGUCUUGGAGGUUGCUUUGAUAAAAGACAAGAGAACGGGGCAGCAGCAAGGUUGUUGUUUUAUAAAGUAUGCUACUUCUGAAGAAGCAGACAGGGCAAUUAGAGCAUUGCACAACCAAUAUACUUUACCUGGGGGAGUUGCUCCCAUGCAAGUUAGAUAUGCUGAUGGCGAACGUGAGCGUCUCGGUAAUGGCGCAGUUGAAUACAAGCUGUUUGUGGGGUCACUGAACAAGCUUGCUACAGAGAAGGAAGUCGAAGAGAUAUUUGCACCCUAUGGGCGUAUUGAAGAUGUAUACCUCAUGCGUGAUGAAAGGAAGCAGAGUAGAGGUUGUGGGUUUGUCAAGUUCUCUAACAAGGAUUCAGCAAUGGCAUCUAUAAAUUCUCUGAAUGGAAUAUAUACCAUGAGAGGUUGUGAUCAGCCUCUAAUUGUCCGGUUUGCUGACCCGAAGAGGCCUAGGGCUGGAGAACCAAGGGCCGGUCCUGCUUUUGGAGGUCCAGGUUUCGGUCCUUCUCCAUCACCAAUGAACAGGCCAGCUUCUGGUCCCAAUUUUCCUGGUCCUAUGGGUGGCCAGGGCCCACCAAAUGCUUGGCAGCCUAUGAGUCCACAGAAUCGAGGUCCAUCUCCUAGUGGUGGUAUCCAUGGGUUUGGCAAUCAGUUUCCUCCUAGGUCUGGUGACACCGUGAUUUCGUUGACUCCUGGCGGUCAUCUUGGUCCCCAAGGAAACCGUACAGAAGGUUCUGUUGUUGGAGCUGUUUCUGCCCCUUCUGCAUCCCCAAAGAAAUUCAAUCAACCGUUUCCACAAGUGCCUCCAAGUGGCCAGCAAAUAUCACCCAUGCAGAAGCCCCUUGAGUCACCUCAGCACUUCCCACCUCCCUUACAACUACAUCAAGGGCCAGGAACGUAUCCACAGGCACCUACUUCUCAGGCUUUGAUGAGGCCUUUAAAUCAACAGAGUGGUGCUCAAAUCCCAUACAGCCAGCCUUUUUCAUCGCAGCAGCUUCACGGUUCGUCUGGACAUGUGCCUCCUGCUCAAUUUCAUGGUCAGCAGAGUGUCACAACUGCUACAGCUCUUCAACACCAGCCUAAUGCAACAUCGUCAAUGACAAAUUCCCAGCUGCCUACUUCAGCACCACAGCAACCUCCUCCUUAUCAACAAUCUCCUUCUCAGCUUACACAGAUGUUAUCACAACAGAGGCAGACUCUGCAGGCAAGCUUUCAGUCAUCUCAGCUGGCAUUCUCUCAACUUCAACAACAGGUUCAAAUGAUGCAACCAUCAAUGCAUAACCAACCAUUGCAGCAAAAUUUUCAGGCUCCAAAGUCGCAGUCACAUUGGUCUGGUGCUGUACCAACAACAGCUUCCAGUGUGCCUGCACUUGCACCGCCACCGGAGGCACCUUCCACGUCUUCUGCAUCUGCUGGAGGCUCUGGUGCUGCUAGACCAGCUCAAUCUAAAUGUAACUGGACUGAGCACACUUCCCCUGAUGGUUACAAGUACUAUUAUAACAGUGUCACUGGUGAAAGCAGGUGGGUGAAACCUGAGGAAUUGGCAUUAUAUGAGCAGCAGCCGAAAGUAGCUGUCCAACAACCACUGAACCAGCGAGGCCAACAGGCUCCUCCUAACCAGCAGGUACUCCAAUCACAACCACCCCAACUUCAAACACAGUUCCGCCACACUGAGCAGUUGCAGACUCCGCCUUUAUCAUCAAUGUACCAGGCUCCCCGAGGUGUGGGCAACUUGAUGGCUCAGGAGGCAACUUAUCCACCAUCACAGGCACCUGCCAAUUCUGUCAGUGAUUAUGGUCGCUUCCAACAGGGGGUACAGGGUGCUCAGGAUUGGUCUUGGAAGAGCAACUCUGGAGGAGCUUGAAUUUACAAGAAUUCCCAUGUCAAAAUGAUGAUCUACUCAUGGAAUGAGUCGAUGGAAUCCAUGCAAACUUUUAGCUAAAGUAACCAUCGAUGAGAAUUGCCUGGUCGCCGUGUAUGUAAAGGAAAUGCUUGGGGAGUUUUGCCCUCUUUUUGCUUAUUUAUUCAGCCUCAGGAUAUAUUUAUUUUACUUGUCUCCAGUAGUCUUGAAGAUCGCACGUUGCCAUUAUUGAAGCGGUCAUUGACAAAUAGAGGUGGAGCUUUCAUAUGGUAGAGUAUGUAGCAGUAAUUAUUUUGGUUGAAUUUUUAGAUUUGGUAGACUAGGUUGUUCUAAUCCCUACUUUGAGUGGGAAGGAGCCAAUGUAACCGCGGAAAAUGUGUACCAUAUAUUAUUGGACUUCAUCAUUCAUACCAAGCGAAAAUAAAGAGGAUUAUGAAUAUUAGCCUAA
Messenger RNA from Beta vulgaris subsp. vulgaris (sugar beet), 2996 nucleotides. RefSeq names its product flowering time control protein FCA. The coding region runs from base 179 to 2551 and encodes 790 amino acids. The transcript is spliced from 19 exons. Gene Ontology annotation, cellular component: ribonucleoprotein complex; cytoplasm; nucleus. Gene Ontology annotation, molecular function: mRNA binding; protein binding. The record is from RefSeq and is a predicted model, not a curated record. Lineage: Eukaryota; Viridiplantae; Streptophyta; Magnoliopsida; Caryophyllales; Amaranthaceae.